This is a messenger RNA of Neoarthrinium moseri, 2427 nucleotides long. RefSeq lists its product as uncharacterized. The record is from RefSeq and is a predicted model, not a curated record. The transcript is spliced from 5 exons. Lineage: Eukaryota; Fungi; Ascomycota; Sordariomycetes; Amphisphaeriales; Apiosporaceae. The coding region runs from base 1 to 2427 and encodes 808 amino acids.
AUGGACGAAAAUUCAGGAAAGCCUCCAGAAGAAACCAGCCGUUCGACACCGAAUACAUGGUCGAGAUUUGUGGUGGCCGCCUUCAUAAUCGGAACCAUCACUCUACCUGUGGGACUCAAGUACGCCGUGGAUUAUCUCAAGUACAGUGCCAGAAGGACCACUGGUACGUUUGAUCCGCGGUGCGCCGAUCCGGCAUCGGAUUCUUGGCAAGCUACAUUCGAGCUAGACCUCACCUUUGGACAGUUAGCCUUUAGCCAAGCUAAACUCAUCGAUCUGGGAUGGGAUACAAUCAUCGGACAAGGUGGCCGCCUACUCCACGGCUGGAUACUGUACCGAUGCGUGAUAAAAAGGUUUCUGUUCUACACCAUGGAACGGUCGACCGUGAGCUAUGACUACUUCAUGACGGUUUGGGUGUCCCGAUCAUCGUUAGAGACUCUUUUGAUGACAGUGAAAGAGUUCCCUUCCAUUGAUAAGGCGAGAGUCCUCAUGUACAGCGUCCUUUUAGUAUUCUUUCUUGGAUACACUAUCCUCUUCACGGUUCUGUGGAGCACGACGACCGGAUAUGUCAACUUAUCGCGAAAGCUCUACGCGAUGCCUAACGGUGAUGUGAUACCGCUCGAUUCCAAAGAUCUAGCCAUAUGUUGGGUGUUGGACUCGGUACGCCUUGGGCUGGCAAAUGGCCAUGUCGAAUUGGGCCCUGUAUUUUCAGAGUUACAAGAUCCCUUCAUCAAAGAGGAGACACCGGAAGUUCAACUAUGUGCCGAUAUAGGGCAAGCGGUACAACAUCCAACUUAUCGCCAUGGACAGGGAGGCUGGGAGACACAACCGACGAUUUGGGACCAGUUUAAUAUGUCCAAACCUUCCGCAAACUUUUUGAACCUGCGUGCAUAUACUUUAUCGGCGCAGUUGUUGCGGAUAGCGACAGACCUCUCAGAGUGGAAAAGGUUUGGUUCUUCCUCAGUACUGGAUCAUGCCGGUGGUCAGAUGCCAUCGAUUUCCAGAAACCUAUCGAAAUGUACCGAUCAGAACUCCUCGUUAAAUGUGCUGGAGUCUUCUAUUGGAACACUCCAGUAUGUUCAGCAACCGACUCAUGCUAUGAAUGGGAGCCACGUAUCCUGGUAUACAGAUGUCACUGGUACGCUGAUGUAUCGAUCGAACGUACAACUCGAUAACUCUAUCCCCAAUCACCCCGGGAUUGUACCAUACAACUCGACCUUGUGGCUCAACGGCACCCAGUUUGACCUCGCCGCGCCAUUUCUGGAUAUAGGGUAUGGCUGCACAGGGCCAGAACCCGGCCCUUUUACCAGCCUUGGAAACUGCAUUUGCUACCGUGGUGAACCAAUACCCCCUGAAUUUCUGGCUGACAAGAGGAUUAUUUGUAACACGGCGCCGGGAUUUGUUUGGGGGUUCUCCAGCAACUUUCUCGUCAUCGGACUGAUCCUUGAGACCAUCUGGCUCGGCCUUUGCCUUUUCACAAACCUCAGCCUAUCAACGAGCGUCACCAUGCUGAAAGAUCCACGGGCAAGAAAUACAAGCAACAUGUUACUGGCACUUGAUUUCUCCGAAGGCGCUCGCCAUGAUCUUGGCUCUAUCGACGUACGUCAAGUUUCCGAAGAGUCGCUUAGAAAAGCGCUGAAAGGGCACAGAAUAGGAUAUGAGAGGGCUAGCGGUGAAACAGAGGAUGAUUUUAGCCUCAACUUGAUGCACCAUCAUUGGGUGAAGGACUUCGGAUAUCUUAUUCACCCGAGAAUCCAUACCGAAUCUGCCAACCUCAAAGUAGCAGACGUCGGCUCUGGUACAGGAAUAUGGCUGCUCGAUGCGUAUGACCGGCUUCCGAAAUCAACGCAGUUCGUUGGUCUUGACAUCUCAUUUGAUGCAGCGCCACCACCCGAAACUUUCCCUGCCAACAUAACAUUCCAGAAGUGGGAUGUACGUGAUCCUGUUCCUGAUGAGUUGAUCGCUGCCUUUGAUAUCAUCAAUGUCCACUUUAUGGUAUUUGUUGUGCUCAAAGACGAGGUCCCGCUUGUAGUGGAUAAAUUCAUCCAGAUGCGGAAACCCGGCGGCUAUCUGCAAUGGGUCGAGCCGGACAACCAGACUGUGCACGGGGAACUGACAAAGCCGGGAAACAUGAAGACAAACAUAGAGCAGCUGAUGAGCCUCCUGAAGUCGCAGGAUCCAGACCUGCCCAAGAUCUUCUCGGAUCGGGGUAUAGCGGACGUCGAUGCGGACGUGCACACCGCCCCGCCGCAUUGGGCAUACUUGAUGCAUGAGUGCGGUCUAAUCAUGCAUGAACUUAUCGCAAGAAAGACCCAGAAUGAGCAGAUGGCAGCUGAGUUGAAGAGGCUGAUUCCUCUGGCGGUGGAGGAAACCCACAAGGGAGCUUACUUGGCCACAACCAAGUAUGCUAUCACGGGAGGGAAACCUUGA